UCAAUUAUUUCUGUUAAUGUUAAUAGUUUGCGUGACCGCGAUAAGCGGGCUGGUUUUGUGCAGUGGCUGCGCUUGCUGCCCUCUCCGGCGGAUGUGGUAUGUUUGCAGGAAUGUCACUGUGUUUCUGUAGAUGAGGUCUCUUUUUGGUUCCCGGGUUCAGGUCUUCUUUGUGCUGUGUCCCUGGGUUCUAAUCAUUUGUGUGGCUGCAUCGUGCUAUUUAGGCCGUCUCUCUCUCUUAUUCGUUCGUGGUCUGAUGACCAUGGCCGGUUUCUCCAGUGCGAAUUCUCUUACCGUGGCAAGGUAUUUCGUGUUGCUUGUGUGUAUGCGCCAAAUCGCAACCCAGAGCGCGAGGAGUUUUAUGAUGAUGUUUGUGUGCGGGUUGACCCUUCCGUCCCCACAGUUUUGUGUGGGGACUUCAAUGCUGUGUUCCAUCGUUUAGUGGAUCGCGUUGGGUCGGAUCCUGCUGAUACUGUUCGGGAGAGCUUGGUGGCCUUGGCUCACCUUUUUUCAUCUUGUUGUGUGACGGACAUUUGGCGUUAUUUGCACCCUUCUACCAAUAGUUUUACUUGGUCGAGGUGGAAUGGCCUCGUUGCCUCUCACAUUGAUCUGAUUGGGUGUCCGUAUGCGUGGAUCUCGUCAGUUGGUUGCUGUGACAUCUUGCCUUUUCCGUUUUCGGACCACUGUGCACUCUUUUUCUCUGUCUCUGUUCCUGAUGCAAUUUCUCCUGGUCCGGGGUUGUGGAAGCUCAAUUCCGCGGUUUUGGAUGAGCCUGAGUUUGUCGCUCAUUUCAAACUUCUGGUCCUUCUGGCGUAGUAGGAUCUUCUCCUUCUCCUCUCUUGCUGAUUGGUGGGAUGCAGGUAAAGCUGAGAUCAAGAGGCUCUCUGUUGAUUAUUGUCGAAACCGAGCCAGGGUCAAGCGGGGGGAACGUGAUCUUUUAUCUCGUCUUGUUUCCUUUCUCAAGGAGAAACUCAAUGCUGGUGCUACUUUUUGUCUUGCUCCUUAUCAUACUGCCCUCUCUAACUUGGGUAAGUUUGAUCUUGAAGCUGCACGUGGCGCACAAGUCCGUGGUCGCGUCCAUUGGACGGAGGAGGGCGAAGUUUCCUCGGCCUAUUUUUUUCGGUUGAUUAAGAAACAGAGUGCUGACUGCCUUGUGGCAGCUUUGCAUUGCCCGGAUGGUACUGUGGUUAACUCUCCUCCUGAAUUGGUUGAGUGCUUCUCUCAGUUUUAUUCUGACCUUUUCUCUGCUGAGCUGGUCGAUUUUGCUGCUCAGGAUGUGCUUUUGUCAAAUGUUUCUGCCCAUCUUUCGCCUUCUGAGCGUGAUGACUGUGAAGGCCUCUUGUCUGUUGAGGAAUGUUUUACUGCUCUUCAAGGCAUGGCUCGCAGGAUGGCCCCCGGUACUGAUGGCCUCCCUAUGGAGUUUUAUCUUAAGUUCUGGAGUCUUCUUGGUUAGGAUUUGGUUAGAGUUCUGAACUCUUGUUUUUCUGCUGGUCGUCUGUCUCGCUCGCAGCGUCGGGGUGUCAUUUCUUUGUCCUUUAAAAAGGGGGAUCGCUUAGAUCCAAAGAAUUGGCGCCCUAUUUCUCUCCUUAAUGUAGACUACAAGAUUGCCUCUCGCGCUAUUGCUGGUGGUGGGGUUUUCUAAAAAGCUACUCUGGUUAAGAUGGGUUUUGGGCCGUCUUUCUCUGGUUGGAUUGACUUGUUUUAUAAUGGCUCUCAGAGUGCGGUUAUGUUAAUGGCCAUAUCUCUUCUUUCUUUUCCUUGUCACGUGGUGUCCGCCAGGGUUGCCCGCUGUCACCACUCCUGUAUGUGUUAGUUGCCGAGGUCCUAGCAUGCAACAUCCAGUGUCACCUGGACAUUUCUGGUUUGACCCUUUCCGGUUCGUCUGUUCCCCUUCCCCCUUUGUCUCAGUAUGCUGAUGAUACGUCUAUCAUUGUGACGACGAUCGUGCUAUUCUUGCCACCUUUGAAGUUUACGAUCUUUACCAACAAGGCUCUGGUGCCAAGUUGAACCUUUCUAAGUGCAAGGGUUUGCGGCUGGGGGCUUGGAAUGGUCGCGUGGAUUGCCCGGUUGUGAUUGAGUGGGGGUCUGUCAAGCUUAAGAUCUUGGGUGUUUUUCUUGGUCCCUUGGCUUCACCGGAGCAUAAUUGGCGGCCGCGUAUUUCUGCUGUAGAGAAUGUCUUGCUUUCGUGGCGUCAGAGAUCCCUUUCUUAUCGUGGGAAGGCUGUUAUCAUUAACGCACUGGCUCUAUCUAGGAUCUGGUAUGUCGCGUCCCUGGUUUACAUGCCCCCUUUUGUUUUGCGUGAGCUCAGCCAACUCGUUUUUAAGUUUUUUUGGAGUGGUAAGCGUGAUCUAGUCGCCCGUCGGGUGGUUCAGCCUACCUCCUGUGGUGGCUUCUCGGUGGUGGAUGUUGAGUUGAAGGUGUGGGUGCUUCUUUUGCAGUGGGUGAGACGCCUGUCUGUCUCCCCUUCUACUUGGGUUUCCUUUUUCUCGUUCUGGUGUGUCCGUACCUGGGGUGUUUCUCCAGUUCAAGUUCUCUCUACACCUUCUCGGUUUUGUGAUCUUCGUCGUUUACCCUGCUUCUAUAGGGCUCUUCUGUCGGCCUGGUCGUCUGCUGGUGGUUGUUUCCUCCAAAGUAGAGGUACGCUCUCCGUGGGGACGGGUCUUACGGUUGCUCCGGUGUCUUCCCUGACUACUAAAUCUGCGUAUUCUUUGCCGCUGAUUGAUCGUUCUGUUGUCCCUCACUGUGUUGAGAAGUUCUCUGUCCCCUUUGGCCAAUUGUACUGGUCUACUACUUGGCACCAGCUCUUCUUUUUUGAUAUUGAUCGUCCUGUUAUUGACCUCUCCUGGAAGAUCGCUCAUGGUGUCUUGUACACCGCUGAGAGGCUUGCGUCCUUUGGUUAUGGCAUCCCAACUGUCUGUUUUUGU
This is a messenger RNA of Porites lobata, 2921 nucleotides long. The record is from the annotation of a GenBank genome assembly. NCBI's taxonomy places the organism in Eukaryota, Metazoa, Cnidaria, Anthozoa, Scleractinia, Poritidae.